AUGGGUAGAGUUAUUCGUAACCAAAGAAAAGGUGCUGGUUCUAUCUUCACCUCGCACACCAGAUUGAGAAAGGGUGCUGCCAAGUUGAGAACCUUGGAUUAUGCUGAACGUCACGGUUACAUCCGUGGUGUCGUCAAGCAAAUCCUCCACGAUCCAGGUAGAGGUGCUCCAUUGGCCAAGGUUGUCUUCCGUGACCCAUACAAGUACAAGUUGAGAGAAGAGACCUUCAUUGCCAACGAAGGUGUCUACACUGGUCAAUUCAUCUACGCCGGUAAGAAGGCCUCCUUGAAUGUCGGUAACAUCUUGCCAUUGGGUGCUUGUCCAGAAGGUACCAUUGUCUCCAACGUCGAAGAAAAGGUUGGUGACAGAGGUGCUUUGGGUAGAACCUCCGGUAACUACGUUAUCAUCAUUGGACACAACCCAGACGAAGGUAAGACCAGAGUCAAGUUGCCAUCCGGUGCCAAGAAGAUCAUCUCUUCCGAUGCCAGAGGUGUUAUCGGUGUUGUUGCCGGUGGUGGUAGAAUCGACAAGCCAUUGUUAAAGGCUGGUAGAGCUUUCCACAAGUACAGAGUCAAGAGAAACUCGUGGCCAAAGACCAGAGGUGUUGCCAUGAACCCAGUUGAUCACCCUCAUGGUGGUGGUAACCAUCAACAUAUUGGUAAGGCUUCUACUAUUUCUAGAGGUGCUGUUGCCGGUCAAAAGGCUGGUUUGAUCGCCGCUAGAAGAACCGGUUUGUUACGUGGUACUCAAAAGACUCAAGAUUAA
Molecule: messenger RNA, 765 nt
Organism: Scheffersomyces stipitis CBS 6054
Lineage: Eukaryota; Fungi; Ascomycota; Pichiomycetes; Serinales; Debaryomycetaceae
Gene: RPL2
Product: 60S ribosomal protein uL2
Exons: 2
Coding region: 1-765 (254 amino acids)
Biological process (GO): cytoplasmic translation
Cellular component (GO): ribosome; cytosolic large ribosomal subunit
Molecular function (GO): structural constituent of ribosome; RNA binding
Source: RefSeq, a predicted model, not a curated record